Messenger RNA from Rhodotorula graminis WP1, 537 nucleotides. RefSeq lists its product as uncharacterized. Lineage: Eukaryota; Fungi; Basidiomycota; Microbotryomycetes; Sporidiobolales; Sporidiobolaceae. The transcript is spliced from 4 exons. Gene Ontology annotation, molecular function: protein binding. The record is from RefSeq and is a predicted model, not a curated record. The annotation marks the transcript as partial.
AUCUCGGACACGUCCAAGGUCGUCUUCAACAUGGCGCUCAUCCACGCCAUCGGCGGCGAGCACGACCGAGCCGUCGCCCUGUUCGACCGCGCGAUCGCGCUCGACAACUUCCUCGCCAUCGCCUACUUUCAGUCGGGCGUGUCGCAGUUCCUCCUCGGCCGGUACGAGGCGGCGCGGCGUGACUUCUCGGACGCGCUGGCGCGCAGACUCGGCCUCGACUUCAAGCUCUUUUCCUGCGAGGUCCGCUUCAACCGAGGGCUCGCCCUCAUCUACAUGGGACGCCUCGACGAGGGCAUGCUCGACCUCGCGGCCGCCAAGGAGGACAAGCAGACGGGCGAGCACGACGUGAUCGACGAGGCAUGCGCCGACCAAGCCGUCGGCUACACCGUCUUCUCGAUCCCGGUCGGCAUCCUGUUUCGCCCCGCCAACACCAAGCUGCAGAACCUCGAGACGCGCGACUACCUCGGCAAGGCGACCGUCAUCGCGGCGACCAACUCGACCGACCUCUUCAUCGGCUUCGGCGGCGCCAAGAAGCUC